UCUGCUUGCACUCUUUGACCGCCCAUGUCACAUCUGUGUGUCUCGCUCCCUCGCAUCACAUUCCAAGACUUAGAGAAAAGUGGGUAUUAGCUGCAUGAUCAUCAUGAAUAGGAGAAUUGUCCAGGAAAUUUUGCCCGUAAUUGUGAUAGGAUUUCUUAAUGAGUGGCUACUCCGUGUAUUCAUUUUAGUCAGCCUCUUCUCACAAAUAGAGCUCCUCCUCCUGGGCAACAGGAGAAAAUAUACACCAGGAAACUGGCUUAGAUCCAUCAUUUGGCAAGCUUACGCAACAAAAGAUGCGAUAAUUGAUAUUUUUAUUGGCGUGCUCUUCAAGUGCCAAGGAAUCAUCACAACAAAACGACAUGAUAAAGGCAUUUUGGCUACCAUUUCUGCUACAGCACCUUGGAGGCCCGGACACCAUCACAGCCUUUUCUUUAGAAGACAAUGAAUCAUGGAAAAGACAAUUCAUUCAGCUACUCUUGAAGUUUGUGUGGGCAUCGAGCAUCUUUUUAAGGUCCUGGAAGAGCAGACCACUCAAUAUUAUAAGCAUGCCAAUGUUUGUGACAGGACUGAUCAAGUGCGGAGAGAAAACUGGGUAUCUAAGGUCCGGAAGCUACUAUCAUUUUAGAAAAACCACGAUUUCUCAUCCACUCCCGGUCCCGGUCCCGGUCCCGGGCCCGGAACUGGACCACCCGACCAGGGGCUGUGCUUGUGCCGCAUUCAUGGCAGAGUAUGAUGGGGUCAGUUAUGCCGCAUUGAUCAUGACAGAGUGUGAUUGCAAGAAAGCUGAGGGAUAUUGUGUUUCAUGCCAGCCAGAAAGUGAAAAAUCUGAGGUGGAGAAUACACCUUCGCCAGACCCCAGAAAUGAAAGUGUCCUAGUUGCAGCCCCUUUGCAAAAGGCUUUUGAAUUCUUCCCCAAGUUCAAGCGUUUAUUUACAGAUGUCGUCCUUGGGCCGACAGAUCUUGAACAAAGCAAGUCCUUCUUCAAUAAUAUAUCUUGGAAACAAGCUUUCGAAGUGAUUGAGAUUGAGCUUGGGUUCAUUUAUGACAUCUUCUAUACCAAGCCAAUGAAGGUUUAUGAUGAAUGGGGUUUGGUACGCCGUUUCAUCUGUCUAUUUUCAGAAAUCUCAACAUUCAUCGGCUUCAUGAUAAUUGACAAGCAUGAGUACUCAACUACUGACGUGAUUAUAACAUGGUUGUUGCUGGUUGGAGCAAUUGUUCAGGAGAUUUAUUCUAUUAUUCUACUGUGUUCCUCUGACUGGACCAUGAAUUGGUUGAACAAGCAAGGAAAAACACGAGUGACUCGGAUCUGCAAAGCCAUAUCGAGUUGCCGACUACCUUAUCUCUUCCCUGCAAACAAGAGAUGGUCUGAUUCCAUGGCACGGUACAAUCUAAUAAGUUACAGCCUCAAAAAUUUGCCUAUCAAGUUCAGUGACGUCUGGAAGUUCUUUUGCAUUCCUCGGAUGUUGGAUGAAUGUUCUUCUAAGAAUUCAGAUGUCCCCAAAUAUUUGAAAAUUUUGAUCUUUGAACAGCUUCAGGAGAAAUCAAGGCAUGCCCCAGGCAUUAAGGAAGCCAAGGAAUUAUGUGCUGACAGAGGAAAACGGACCCUAGAAGAGAUGAAAUGUUUCUCUACAUUACAUUGGAGCGUUGAGCGAGAAUUCGAUGAGUGCAUUCUCGUCUGGCACCUAGCAACUGAUCUCUGUUACGAUACUGAUCUAAACAAAAAAUCAAGCCCUGCCAAGAACUCAAACCGUGAAGCAAGCAAGCUGCUAUCAGAUUAUAUGGUGUAUCUUCUGCUCAAGCGCCCCCUUAUGCUGCCUCCUGGAAUUGGACAAAUCCGAUUUCGAGACAGCUGUGCUAAGGCCACAAAGAUUUUUCAGACUGUAAAAGAUAGAAAUAUCCAAUCUUGUAAAAGGUUUCUUCUUCAAGUGAACACUGAAAUUCCUCCAUUGAAAGCGAAAGGAGAUGGAAGCAAGUCAGUGUUACUUGAUGCCUGUAGGCUGGCCAAGUCUUUGCAAUCUCUGGAGUCAGAAAAAUGGAACAAUGAAAAGAAAUGGGAGAUGAUGAGUCAUGUGUGGGUAGAGAUGCUAUGUUAUGCUGCAUGUCACUGUCCACGGAAUGAACAUGCCAAGGAGCUAACGCAAGGUGGAGAGCUGCUCACUCAUGUCUGGCUUCUCAUGGCUCAUUUUGGUAUUACUGAACAUGUAUGCCAGGAUUAGGCUGGUUGUGAAUUAGGAAUGCUGACGACAAAGAGGUUGGGUGGAUUUUCUCCAUUUCCAUGGAAAUUCCUUUUUUCUCAAAAAUGGUUUUCAUUCCUUUCAUGCAAAGGAGUUUCAAUUCAGGUGGUGAGAGUUCCACCAUUGUUGCAUUUUCUUUAAGUUUCAUUUUGAAGGUGGAAUCUUUCCUUAGAAUUGUUACUCCCAUUUGUGCUUUGUUUUAUGUAAGGGGCAUAUGUAGAAUAUAUAUAUGCACCUCUUCCUUACUGUGUUA
Messenger RNA from Vitis vinifera (wine grape), 2487 nucleotides. RefSeq lists its product as uncharacterized. The record is from RefSeq and is a predicted model, not a curated record. Lineage: Eukaryota; Viridiplantae; Streptophyta; Magnoliopsida; Vitales; Vitaceae. The transcript has 2 exons. Bases 360 to 2216 code for a protein of 618 amino acids.